Vitrella brassicaformis is the source of this 2133-nucleotide messenger RNA. The record is from the annotation of a GenBank genome assembly. NCBI's taxonomy places the organism in Eukaryota, Vitrellaceae.
CUCGCUUUCCGUGGCUUUGCGGGCAGGUCGUGGAUUCUGCGACACGUGCAGACAGCUUCUGGGUGCAUUCGAAAGUCUGUUAUUUUGCUGGAUCCGGUUUUCGAGAUUCUUCGCAACAGCCUGACCUGAGGAGGUACGCGGCAGUGACAUGAUGCAGCACGCACUGACAGAGUAGAUACUGUGCAUCAGGAUGCCCGGCGCUUUUUCCUCUGGUUUAUCAGAUCUGAGCGCGGCGUGAUUUGACGCGUAGCAGAGAUCAUCAUGUCGGCUGGAGGCGAGCAUGGCGCGUCAUCUAGGGAGCAGCAGCUGGAGCAGGAGCGGCAGAUCGCGGCACUCAAGCAGCUGCAGGCUGACGCCGGCCUGGUGCCCAAGGCCAACGUGGAUGCCAAGCUGGACUGGAUGUAUGAGGAUCCUCGGGCUGCCAAGACGGAGGAGAGCACCGAGGAUUUCCUGCUGGGCAAGAAGAAACCCGACGCUGAGGGCAAGGAGGACGUCGAGCGGGUCAAGCAGCUGUCGGCCUCGCAGGGAGGGGCGGUGGGCUCUCUGUUCCUCACGUCCCUCACCACGACCACAGAGGACACUCUCAGGAAGCUCCGUGAGGACCCGCUGCUGGUCAUCAAGCAGGCCGAGAUGCAGCAGCGGCAGAACGUUUUCAAGAACCCGUUGCUCCGCGAGCAGCUGCUGAGCAAGGAUGACAAGGACAAGAGAAAGAAGGCCAAGAAGGAAAAGAAGAAGCAGAAGAAACGCGGCAGGGGGUCUUCGUCAGAGUCCGACGCUGACCGCAGGAAACACCGCAAGCGCGAGGCCAAAGACGAGGGCCACCCAUCCUCCGUCAAGAGGGAGAGGGAGGAGGGAGACAGGCGGGAAGGAAAGGGGGGCUUCUCCAUGCCUGAGGGCAAGUAUCGUCUUGAGGACACGCUGGACCUGAUGCAGAACGACCCCGACAUUCGUCGUGCGCGGGCCAAGUGGGACUCAGAGCGUGAGCGUCGGCGUGAGGAGCACUUCAACCUCGAGAUAGACCGGGAGAACAGAGGCAGGCGGGGCGGGGGGAGGGACAGGGAGAGGGAGGACGAACUCGAUGACGAUGACGACAUAUUCAGACGAGUAAGAAGCGGCGAGCCAAAACACACGCGGCCGACGAUAGAUUCGCCACCUGUGUUGUGUGUCUGUGUGGUGAUUGAAUGCAGAGGCGGGUGCGCGAUGCCGAGGACGAAAGGGACAGGGAGAGGGAGACGGCACGUGAGCGGGACACACGCGACAGCUACGACCGCCGCAACCCACCACGAGACGAACGCAACGGCCGCCGAUAUGACCGUGAAGAUAAUGACGACUGGCGGUCAUCUCGGAGGCCUCGAGAUGACGACCGAGAUCGAUCUCGUGACGAUCGGCGGCCGUCGCCGGUGCGUGUCAAGAGGGAGCCCGACAACGAGGAGAGGCGGUACGGCAGGAGCGGCAGCGACCGGCGCGACCAGAGAGACGACAGAGAUCGAGAUCUCGGACCUGACCCACGGGUGUUCCGAGGCCGGGAUGAGGGGCCCGCUGGGCGGGACGGCAUAGAUCGACGUGACCGCGACAGGAGGGAGAGGGACAGAGACAGAGGUGGUGGGAGGAUGACGGCUGAGGAGAGGGAGAGGCGGCUGCGCGAGAUGGAGGAUGAUGCGAAACGGUGAGCGGGCGAGGGCAUUCCUGGUGUCAUAUUUAUUGUGUUUGUUUAUGUAAUUAAUGUGUGCAGCCAUGAGGUUGAGCGCCACAGCCGUCUGAGUGAGAUGGAGAAGAAAGAGCAACAAGUCGAGAAAAUCGAGAAGGAACGACGAGAGGCACAGGUAACAUUUCAGACCCACCAAUCCACCCAUCCCUGCCGGCCGGCGGCCAUGCAUCUGCCCGUGUGUGCAGGCGGCUCGUUCGUCUGGUGAGGGGAUGGGUUCUCGAUACCUGGACAAGGUCAAGAAGAACGUCUACAUGGAGAGCGGCAUGAGCAUGGAGGAAAUCAUCAAACGCAACGUGGCCCGCAGACAGCGGCAGGGCGGGCAGGAGGACACACUCGAGCAAGACUGACUGAAGACGACUGACUGAUUCAUUGCUGCAUCUCUGGCGGCCCCCUGAUUGGUUGAGAGAGGGAGAGACGUCUGGUGG